CUGCUACUAACACUACUACUACUACUACUACUACUACUACUACUACUACUCUCACAUAGUGUUUGAGACUGACAGAUCUUCACUCCAAACAUGAACAACAACAUUUCUCAGUCUGAACUCCAAAUGCAGACACAAAAUGAGGAGGUCCGGAUGGUUCUGGUGGGGAAGACUGGAGCUGGGAAAAGUGCAGCAGGAAACACCAUUGUGGGGACAAAAGCUUUCCAAUCAGAGUUUUCCUCCAUUUCUCUGACAAAAGAAUGUGGUAAGAAAAAAGGGAAGGUGGAUGAGCAAAGUGUAGCUGUUAUCGACACCCCAGGUUUGUUCGAUACUACAUUGACCAAUGAGGAGGGACUGAGAAAGAUUGCUCCGUGCAUCUCUUUCUCUGCACCUGGUCCCCAUGUGUUCCUGGUUGUGAUCAAGCUGGGAAGAUUCACUGAAGAGGAGCAGAAAACCGUGGAGAUGAUUAAGAGAUUCUUUGGUGAUGAAUCAUCGAAAUACAUCAUGGUUCUCUUCACACAUGGAGACCUUCUUAAUGAUGGUGAUGUAACAAUUGAAGACUUCCUGCAUGAAAAUCCAGAUCUGAAAAGUUUACUUUCUCAAUGCAAUGGGGGAUAUCAUGUCUUUCACAACAAAGAUACGAGUCUCUCCCAGGUCACUGAGCUUCUUGAGAAGAUAAAUAAGAUGGUCAUGAGGAAUGGAGGGAGCCAUUACACCACUGAGAUGUUCCAGGAGGCUGAGAGAGCAAUUGAAGAGGAGAAGAACAGGAUCCUGAGAGAGAAUGAAGAGAAGAUACGCAAAGAGGAGGAGAAACUGCAAGAAGAAAAAAUUAAACAAGAGGCACGGGAGAAAGCUCUUAAAGAGGAGAAUGAGAGGAUCCUGAAAGAGAAUGAAGAGCAGAAACUCAGACAUGAGGAGGAAAUGAAGAAAAUGGAACAAGAAGCUCAGAAGAAAGCGAUUAAAGAAGAGAAUGAGAGAAUCCAGAAAGAGAAUGAAAAGCAGAGACUCAGGGAGGAGGAACUGAAGAAACUGAACAUGGAAAAAGAGGCUAAGGAGAAAGAAAUAAAGGAGUUGAGAGAAAAAUAUGCAAGGGAGGCUAGAGAAGAAGCUGAAAAAAGCAAUGGCUUUCUACAUCAAAUUUCUAACGGAACUAUUGCAGUGGGGAAAGCAGUGGUGCAAGUGGGGGAAGGAGUGGUGAAAAGAGUGGUGAAAGUGGGGGAAGGAGUGGUGAAAGUGGGGGAAGGAGUGGUGAAAGGAGUGGUGAAAGUGGGGGAAGGAGUGGUGAAAGGGGGGGCAGAAGUGGUGGAAGCAGUGGGGGAAGGAGUGGUGAAAGGGGGGGCAGAAGUGGUGGAAGCAGUGGGGGAAGGAGUGGUGAAAGUGGGGGAAGGAGUGGUGAAAGCUGUUGAAGAUACAAUGAACAUCUGA
Messenger RNA from Salvelinus sp. IW2-2015, 1422 nucleotides. Its product is annotated as GTPase IMAP family member 7-like. The record is from RefSeq and is a predicted model, not a curated record. Lineage: Eukaryota; Metazoa; Chordata; Actinopteri; Salmoniformes; Salmonidae. Gene Ontology annotation, molecular function: GTP binding.